GUGUUGAUUUAGACUGGUGAGAUAUUUUUCACAAAGGUUGUGUAGAGAAGAUCUCUUUGGAAAAUACAAAGAUGAGUAGGAGAAAUGAUCCAAAGCUAGACUUGAAGCUGAAUUUAUCCCCACCAAGGGCUAACCCUCAUGUAGCCUCUCCGAGCCGAUCGUCCACCGUGUCGCCGACGUCUCCUCCCACCUCAUGCCUGUCGUCGGAGCUCAACCAAGACGAGACACUCCGGUACUCCAACAGCCCCGAAGCAACGUCUAUGGUACUAGUGGGAUGCCCUCGCUGCCUCAUGUAUGUCAUGCUCGCCGAGGAGGACCCGAGAUGCCCUAAAUGUAAGAGCACAGUAUUGCUCGAUGUCGGCCACGAGAACACCACGGCCACCACCACCAAGAAGACAAGGAAGAGCUAGUGGAGGCAAAACCUUUCAAAAGCUUUAAAUUUUACUAGCUAGUAUUAGGACUCAUGCUAUGUCUUCCUUUUUUGUC
Messenger RNA from Ilex paraguariensis (yerba mate), 486 nucleotides. The record is from the annotation of a GenBank genome assembly. NCBI's taxonomy places the organism in Eukaryota, Viridiplantae, Streptophyta, Magnoliopsida, Aquifoliales, Aquifoliaceae.